Menidia menidia (Atlantic silverside) is the source of this 2552-nucleotide messenger RNA. Lineage: Eukaryota; Metazoa; Chordata; Actinopteri; Atheriniformes; Atherinopsidae. The record is from the annotation of a GenBank genome assembly.
ACAGUUGCCCAGGGCUGGUACAACGGCCCUCUGACGGAGCUGUGGCGCACAUCCACGGCGCAGCGCAGCCACACGCGCUCCCGUGCGUGCGUUCCGCUCAAAGCGCGCACCAAAAUGCCCAGCAAGAGAAAGAAGAAUAAGCGUCGCAUGAGAAGGGUGCAGGCGCAGAGGAGAGCGCUUGAAGAGCAGCAUGCAGGUAAUCCACCCGUCAAAGCCGGCCCGGGGAUCGCAGUGAGCGCACCCCCUACGGCCGCCCCCAAGAAAGCAGUCAAAGCUCCAGCUCCUGCUCCACAGAAGAUCCCAAAGGCGGCCCCGGCCCCUGUCCCAAUCCCUGUCCAUGCCCCUGCCCCUGUCCCUGUACCUGUCCCUGUCCCUGUCCCCGUCCCCGUUGCCGAAACCCCCCGACCAGAACCAAAGCCGGUUGAGAAAGAACCCGUAGCAGAGCCCGUCCCAGAUGAGCUGGACGCACCAAAGCCCCAAGUAGAGUCGUUGGAACAGAGACCGGCAGAGGCUGUGGUUGAAGCCCAGGUGGAGGCUCAGGCUAAGCUCCUUCCAGAGCUUAAAAGUGAAGAUCCAGUUCCCAUCCCUGAAGAUGUUCAGGCCGUCGAGAUUCCGACGCUGAAGACGACUGAAACUGAAGCUGAAGUCAUCGUUCCUGAAACACAACCAGUCACUGAGGUCAUACCCACAGCUGAGGUCCCAGAGGAGGUUCAUACAGAGAAAGAGGAGGUUCAUACAGAGACAGAGAUUCUGCCAGUGGAAGCUGCAGAUGUCAAAACAGAUGUUGAGCAGAUGCACGCUGUCUGCGAGACAGUGGCAGAGGCAGAGGCAGAGGCAGAGGAGGAGGAGGAGGCCGGGGCUGUGGCAGAAGAAGAGUCUGUGACCGAGGCCGAGGUGGAGGCGGCCGCCACGGAAGACGUCUCUGAACCAGAAACCUUAACGGAAACCAUCGAGGAAGCACCGGUGGAAGAACUCAGUGCCGACCAGGUCUCAGAAGAGCCGGAGGCUGCCGCGGAGAACGAGGAAGCUGCCGUUGAGUCGGUGAUGGAGGCCGAAACGCAGACGCCCGAGCCUCAGGGCGACACAGAGGCCAGCAGUAUUCCAGCCCCUGCCCAGGAGCCAGAGGCCGGGGGGGAGGUUGAGGUGUUGGGUGAUGAAGAAGCUGCUGUCCCUGCUGAGCCCGUUACAAAUGCAGAGGAUGCUGCUGUGCAGUUAGCGGAAGUCCCAGCGGUUCCAGAAACAAUCCCCGAGGCUCCCGUAAACGAAGCUGAAGCCCCAGUCAUUGAAGCCAGUGAGGUUUCGGCUGACACGCUGGUCGAUGACUUCAUAGUCACUGAAUCCGCGUCAGCAGUAGAGGGGGCCAUUGCUGCUUCUGUUGUCCACCAGGAAAUCGAGACCAUCGAUGCCCAAGCAUAUCCUGAUCCUGAGCCGGCUGUUGCUGCACCAGAAGAAAAAGCUGUCACAGAGGCUGCAGUUGAAAACACAUGUCUGGAGACUCUGUCAGAAGAGCCAAAGCCAGAAAUCUGUGAGAUGCCAUGUCAGAUGCAGCUCUCUGUGGAGUCUGUACCCCUCAGCUCAACGGAUAUCUCAGUGGAAACAGCAUUGAAUGGACACAUGGUUCCAGAAGUCUCUAUUGAGGGUUAGAGAUGCAAAACAGCUCAGAAGAUCGUUUUCUAUGUAUUCCCCCUUGGUCAUUUGGAGGACUCAAAGCUUUACAAUGAGUCAGCGAGCCAAACUUUUCAUUUUUUAGGGCUUAGGACAGAAUAGCCAGGAAAUCAAAGGGACAUCCACACUUUGAAGUGCCUUUCCUGUCCUCUUUUCUGUCGAAACCUCAAACCAGAUCUCAGCAGUCGCGCUCAAGUCAGCGGCGGCCGAAACAAAUGGAAACUAACGCACGACGCUCUCGUAUAUUCCCACUCGCACACGAACACAAAAAUCCAUGUCUGUGAUCACCUCUGCCCCAAUGCUCCACACACCUAAUGCAUGUGAACCACGUAGCAUCGGGCAUCGGGCCUGAAGUUUGCAGGCUUAUUCUUAAAGGGAGGGACUUAUGCAGUUUUUUUUUUUUUGUACUUCUUUCAAGUCACACAUUUUAAUCACCAAAACCUUUUAAAGAGACACAUUUUUAAGCCUUCCCCCCGACCUCCAUUCCUGUCCCCUGUUCCGUAUUCCAGUGUUCUCCGUCUGAGCCGAGUGCCGAUGCAACGAUUAGUGAGAUGCCACGAUUACAACGUAUCGCUAGAGUUUUAGGACCGGUGGCCACUGAAGCCAGGCGAAGGGCGUUCUCUGUUUGUUUCUUUUUCACUUUCUCCUUUUGUAAUUCAUUUUGUAUUGACAAGAUGAUGUGCUACAGUUUUGUGUUCAAAGACUGUGCUAUGGAGGGGAAACGUGGCGUGAUUAUUACUGUUGAGCUGUUGAUGGGCUGCCUCAUCCUUUGAAAUAAAGCUGUAACUCAUCUAUAGGUGUCUGGCUUAUUUGCUUUAAUUUUUGAUCAAACCAGUCCCCACAUUAUAACAGGAGGGCCUCAAAAAAGCUCUUAGCCAUAAUGCACC